AUGUCGUCCUUUUCGUCCAUCCUUACCUUCGCGUCCUUGGUCGCCAUCAGCCAGGCCCACGGCGUUAUUCUCAGCGCCCAGGGCCUCCAAGGUUCGCCGGCCAGUGUCGGAUUCCAAGUCCAACCCGAGCUCGCGCGGAACUGCACGGCGAUCAGCCCGUGCCAGCAAGACUCGACAAUCAUUCGAGACGCCGAGAUCGCCGCAAACAUAGUGAACGAGUGUGGACGCACUCAGCUAGCUGGCAAUAUUGACAUUGGGGAGAACACGGAGAAUGCGCUUGCUGGUGGUGCUGUCACCCAGGUCAAGAGGGGGUCGCAGGUCAAGGUCACCAUCCACCAGGUGAAUGCCGACGGUGCCGGCCCUUACACAUGUGAUCUGGUCGAGGCUGGAAACAACGGUGUCAUCACGCAAAAUCUCACCGUUGAGAACAACGUUCCCGGUGUCAACGGCUUUUCGCAGGCCAAGACUGAGCAGUUUGAGAUCCUUGUCACCAUGCCUGACGAGUUCACCUGCACUGGAUCCUCGGCGGGCAAUGUGUGCACCAUGAGGUGCCGCAAUAACGCGCAAGCCGGACCCUUCGGUGGAUGUGUCCCCCUCCAGCAAAUCGACACCGAGCCGAACGUCAACACUCCGGAGAACAUCCCUACGGUGCUCUCCCUGGAUAAGGUGCUGGCGCAAGUGGCACAAAACAACGCGGACCUCCCGGCUGCUAUCGGUGCUAUCAAAGACGCCGGAGCUGACCAGGCGCUCCAGAACGUGGCGGUUGUCAAGUCGAUCCUUAAGGAGACGAUAACGAGCUUGGCCGCACCGGUGCAGACGCCUAGUGUCAUCACAGGAGUCGCUGCUAGCACUACAACGACGGCUGCCCAAGCAACCACGACGACCGCACGCAACGGUAACAACAGGGGAAACUCUGGUAACGGCAAUGCGAAUACCGGUAACGGCAACACGAAUACUGGAAAUGGCAGAGGAAAUGGCAACAACGGCAACAACAAUGCCAACGCUGGCAACAACAACAACGCGAACGCUGGCAACAACAACGCGAACACCGGCAGUCGAGGCAAUAGUGUCGCUGAGAACGCCCCUCAGCGGAGGCGGGCGACGACGUUCGUUGCGUAGACGGAGCGAGCAGUGCGACCAUCUAGGUCCGCUUCCCCCUUUCCGGUUGCGCCCCAGCGGUUGUGCUUACAAGGAGCAGAGAGGCACGUG
Molecule: messenger RNA, 1209 nt
Organism: Durotheca rogersii
Lineage: Eukaryota; Fungi; Ascomycota; Sordariomycetes; Xylariales; Xylariaceae
Exons: 6
Coding region: 1-1119 (372 amino acids)
Source: RefSeq, a predicted model, not a curated record